This is a messenger RNA of Lymnaea stagnalis (great pond snail), 685 nucleotides long. Lineage: Eukaryota; Metazoa; Mollusca; Gastropoda; Lymnaeidae. The record is from the annotation of a GenBank genome assembly.
CAACUUUCAACUAUUGAGGCCCAUGUUGAGUUGAUGAGGAAGCAGAAAAAAUCCAAUGACAAUGUGCACAAAGCUCUUGUUAAUGAGCUACGGAAGCAUCUCUCUGAAGGGGAUGAAGGGGUUGAAAUAGAAAAAGUUCCACGAGGUCUUAAGAAGCCGGUGGGGACAAAGAAAGUUGCGGAUGUGGCCGGUGUGAGUGACACCAGCAAGCGUAUAAAAACUGAAAUGGGCAAAGAUUAUUUGCAUGAAAAUGAACCCAGCACAUCACAAGCUCAUGAUGUCGGGAUUAACCUUAAGACAGACAGUCCACGACGUGCUCAAAUUGUGCCCACUGUGCAGACAUUCACUAAAAUCUAUCCAAAAACUGAAAUUUUGCCACCCGAGGGAGAUGAAGCAGAAGUAGAAUACACUGAACACUCCGCACUGCUUACUGGUACUACCAACAACAUUCAAACAGACAAUGACAGAACAAGUGCAAGGAAAGAGUCCUCGACAGCUUCAGCUAGGGACAGAUCGUUGGAUUACGAGGUAUCUAUGCAACAAUCGAACGAAGACCUUCCCUUUGGUGACCUGCCAAGUCCCUUGGAACCUCCAGAAGAAGAAGAUUUUGAAUUAGACGAGGUGAACAGACUGAGUGGUGAAACCGAGCGUUCGGACAUUUUUCUAGAACUCCACGAUGCACCCG